Messenger RNA from Rattus rattus (black rat), 423 nucleotides. Its product is annotated as glyceraldehyde-3-phosphate dehydrogenase-like. The coding region runs from base 1 to 423 and encodes 140 amino acids. Lineage: Eukaryota; Metazoa; Chordata; Mammalia; Rodentia; Muridae. The transcript is spliced from 2 exons. Gene Ontology annotation, molecular function: oxidoreductase activity, acting on the aldehyde or oxo group of donors, NAD or NADP as acceptor; NAD binding. The record is from RefSeq and is a predicted model, not a curated record.
AUGUUCCAGUAUGACUCCACCCAUAGCAAAUUCAAUGGCACAGUAAAGGCUGAGAAUGGCAAGCUUGUCAACAAUGGGAAGCCCAUCACCAUCUUCCAGGAUCGAGAUUCCUCUAACAUCAAAUGGAAUGACGCUGGUGCUGAGUAUGUCAUGGAGUCUAUUGGCAUCUUCACUACCAUGGAGAAGGCCGGGGCCCACUUGAAGGGUGGGACCAAAGGGGUCAUCAUCUCUGCCCUGUUGGCUGAUGCCCCUGUGUUUGUGAUGAGUGUGAACCACGAGAAAUAUGACAACUCAGUCAAGAUUGUCAGCAAUGCAUCCUGCACCACCAACUGCUUAGCUCCCAUGGCCAAGGUCAUCCAUGUGUACCCUUUGGUUACUGUGGAUUCGGUUCCUAAAUUCCCUGGUGGUGUCAUUUUGCCAUAG